AUGAACACGGGGAAGUACCCUAUGGAUCAGCGGAUCGAGGACAAGAAGCGGGGCAUCGGGCGGCAAAAGUAUCCUGUAAUUGUAUGGGCCCUGACAAUUAUCAUGAUUGGCGUUUUCAUCAAUGAGCUAGUGGUGAACAGCAGAGCACAAGGUACCCCGGUAUCCUUCAAGCCAGUCGUAAACCCCAUGCUUGGGCCGUCAGAAAGUGCAUUGAUCAAUUUAGGUGCUCGUUUCCCACCAUGCAUGAAAGUUGUUCAAGGACUCCCUUUAACCACUCAAAUGGCUUGUCUCAAUGAUACCGCAAACCCGCCAGAUCGGCUUUGUUCGAUCGAGGACGUAUGUGGUUUUGGUGGCUUCCAUGGCGGUGAGCCCAAUCAGUGGUUCAGAUUCAUCACUGCCGUGUUCCUGCAUGCGGGAUUCAUCCAUAUCAUCCUCAACAUGCUCGCCCAGCUGACAAUAUCCGCUCAAAUAGAGCGUGAAAUGGGUUCCGCUGGUUUUUUUAUAACUUAUUUCGCGGCUGGGAUCUUUGGUAACGUGUUGGGCGGUAAUUUUUCACUGGUCGGCGCACCUUCACUAGGCGCCAGUGGUGCCAUCUUUGGUACAGUCGCGGUUACAUGGGUGGAUCUUUUUGCUCACUGGCAAUAUCAAUACCGACCUGGUAGAAAGCUCGCCAUCAUGACAGUGGAACUGCUAUUCGGUAUUGCUCUUGGGUAUAUACCUUGUACGUGUAUACUCAUCUACAUUUCAGCUCACCUGGGAGGCUUGUGCAUGGGUCUUCUCGUUGGCACAACCCUGUACCCCGUAAUCAGUCCAACGAAACGCCAUAAGCUCAUCAUGUGGGCUUUCCGGCUGGCGGCCAUACCAUUGGCAAUCGUCCUUUUCGUUGUCCUGAUUCGGAACUUCUAUACUUCAGAUCCAUAUGCAGCGUGCUCGGGCUGCAGGUACCUGUCAUGUAUACCUACCGCUUCUAACAAUCAUUGUCAAGGUACAGGUGUGUACUUUCUACUAUAA
This is a messenger RNA of Suillus subaureus, 1011 nucleotides long. RefSeq lists its product as uncharacterized. The transcript has 11 exons. The record is from RefSeq and is a predicted model, not a curated record. The coding region runs from base 1 to 1011 and encodes 336 amino acids. Gene Ontology annotation, molecular function: serine-type endopeptidase activity. Gene Ontology annotation, biological process: proteolysis. NCBI's taxonomy places the organism in Eukaryota, Fungi, Basidiomycota, Agaricomycetes, Boletales, Suillaceae. Gene Ontology annotation, cellular component: membrane.